AUGAAUUCAAGUGAUGAUAGUGAUGAUGAUGAGCGGAGUGUUCUAUUUAAGGAAGUACAACCGGUACAUAUAGGAAGUUCUUCAAGAACAAAUGGUAAUUUAUCAAUUCUGGAUGAGUUAUUUGCUCAGCCAGCUAAUCUUAAUAUGGUUGAGAAUCACUCCCCAAUUAUCAAGCAGCCAAUGGAUUUUGGUACCAUGAGAGCCAAACUUCAUGAGGACUUGUAUCAAACCUUUGAACAAUUCAAGCUUGAUAUGUUUCUAAUGUGCUCCAAUGCUAUGAACACCAAUCCUGCAAACUCAAGCCAAUAUAAAGUGGCUAAAACUAUAAGUGUUCGUGCUAAGAGACUUUUUGAGGAUCUAAAUGCUGAAGAAAAUGAUGAGUGGGAAAUUUUUCCCAACAAGAGAAGAUCAAUUAGAAGAUCACGAGGUGGCCAACCUAGAACCCCACGAAAUGCAAGUGUUUCUAAACCUAUUGUGACAGAGAGAAACAAUAAUGCUGUUGUUUCUCAAGAAGACAAUAGAGACACAUAUUCCCCUCCAACUCUAAGCAGCAACUCAUCACUUUUCAAAGAAUAUUUGGAAGCUAACAAGUCAAAGAUUAAUUUGAUUCAGGAUCCUAGCAACUACAAAGAGAGCCUACAAAUGUUUGUGGAAGAUUUGGGACCAAUAGCUAAAAAAGUUGCAGCCAAGAAACUAGAGCCCCUAAGCUUUCAACAACAAAAGAAUGUUGACAAUAAUUACCAUGAUGCCCCUCCCGGAUUCAACACCCCGCUAAUGAAUCCUCCUGCUCCUCUUCCUCGUCCUCGUCCAAAUAACAUAACUGUCAUCAACACCAACGCUAGUCGCGAUGUUGGCAUCAACGUUAACAACAAUCGUCCGGUGAACAUAGAGAACAAAUGGAACGAGCGCGCCGCUGCUAUCCUGGCCGAGAUUUUUGUCAAGAAAGACAAACAACCAGAAAGUGACAACAAUAAGGGCAAAUUUGGUAAUGUGUUCCCUCUUCUUACAAGACCUUUUCAAGAGGGCAUUAGCCAAAACAAUGUAAGUACCAUUGUUAGGCCUACAAUUGUGAUCCCAAAUGCUAAACAUGAGUCAAAUUCUAUGGCAAGUGGUAUUAGACCUACAAUUGUUAGACCUACAUUUGUGAGACCUACAAUUGUGAUCCCAAAUGCUAAAAAUGAGUCAAAUUCUAGGGCAAGAGGUAGUAGCGACACUUCAAAACCAUCAUUAUUUGCCUCACCAAGACCAUGGCAACAAAGCUUUUUUGGGCCUAGGGUUUCAAAUUGGUCCAUUCCUAGGAGCAACAACCUUAUAAGACCACAUGCCACACAUUUCUCCAAUGUACCAAACCCAAUUAGGCCUAUGAGUUUCCAAGCUAUGUUGAUGGGUUCACCCAACAUGGAUUUUUAUCACCUGUUGGGUCCAUCUACAUCAUCCCCUCAAGGUUUUGCUAAUAACAUGGGAAUACAGCAAAAUUACCAAAUUGCCCCUAUUCAGGUUCCACCUAAGCAAGAAGCAGGAGUUUCAUGUUCACUCUCAAUUGGUGGAUUGAAUUACAAUGAAGAAGGAGUAGGAGGUGUUAGUGUGGACCAGCCAGAAGAAGCAACUACCCUGCAUCUUCUUUGGGACAAUGACCCAUAUACCAAGUUGUCACUUUGACUCGAACAUAUUUAUGGGUGUUGCAUUAUGAAUCCUAUGGUAUGCUAUAAAUUGCUAAAUAAGCUCUUAGUUUGGGCAUAUUUUAAGAUUAUUGUAGUUGGAUUUGGAUAAUAUUAUUGCUGUCAGCUAGUAAGUUAUUGCUAUUGUUACAUUUCUUUUAAAUUUACAA
Molecule: messenger RNA, 1828 nt
Organism: Arachis duranensis
Lineage: Eukaryota; Viridiplantae; Streptophyta; Magnoliopsida; Fabales; Fabaceae
Exons: 7
Coding region: 1-1659 (552 amino acids)
Molecular function (GO): protein binding
Source: RefSeq, a predicted model, not a curated record